Panicum hallii is the source of this 1667-nucleotide messenger RNA. Its product is annotated as cyanidin 3-O-rutinoside 5-O-glucosyltransferase-like. The transcript has a single exon. Gene Ontology annotation, molecular function: UDP-glycosyltransferase activity. Bases 79 to 1572 code for a protein of 497 amino acids. Lineage: Eukaryota; Viridiplantae; Streptophyta; Magnoliopsida; Poales; Poaceae. The record is from RefSeq and is a predicted model, not a curated record.
GAAAGAAAGAAAGAAAGUAGAAACGGUACUUAAUUAGCUAGCUACCAGCAAGUUCAUCGACAAGGGACUGCUGAAGUGAUGGCCCUUGCAAAAGAUGAGAAUCACAACCAUGGAGAGCAAGAGCAAGGUCGUUGUAGCCACUUCCUCGUGGUGGCCUACGGCAUCCAAGGCCACAUCAACCCUGCUCGUACUCUCGCCCGUCGCCUUGCUCGGAUCGGUGGCUGCACCGCCACCCUCUCGGUUUCCGCCUCCGGCCACCGCCGCAUGUUCCCGUCCCACGGAAACUCCUGUGACGAGGAGGUCAGUGACGGGCUCAUCUCCUACAUCCCCUUCUCUGAUGGCAAAGAUGACGGGAGCUGGCCCACGGACUCAGAAGAUAGGGCACGACGCCGGGAAGCAAACUUCCGGAGCCUCUCAGCUGUAGUCGACCGCCUGGCAGCCAGCGGCCGGCCAGUCACUUGCAUGCUCUGCACCCUGAGCAUGCCGGUAGUGGGCGAGGUAGCUCGUGAGCAUAGGCUUCCGAUCUCCGUCUACUGGAUCCAACCUGCAACCGUUCUUGCCACUUACUACCACUAUUUCCACGGGCACGGCGAGCUCGUCGGCCAGCAUGGCAGCAGCAGCAGCUCAACACAAGAUCAGGUAACUCUUCCAGGCCUACACCCUCUUAGAAUCAGUGACAUGCCAAGUUUUUUCACUGAGAAGACGCCGAGCGAACUGUCUAAGAUGCUCCUCCAAGCAUUCCGUGAACUGUUUGAGCAGAUAGAACAAGAGAAGCUAAUUGUUCUAGUGAACACAUUCGAUGCGCUAGAAGAUGUAGCCCUAAAAGCGAUCCAACCAUACAUGGAUGUGUUUGCCGUAGGGCCAGCAGUUCCUCCUCCUCUUGGUGCACUACCACAGCACAAAGAUGCAAGUGAAGCAGCACAGAUCCAUCUCUUCAAGCACGAUGAGAAAAAUUGCAUGGAGUGGCUCGAUGCACAGCUCGAGAGAUCUGUUGUCUACCUGUCCUUUGGGAGCUUGCUGGCGUACACCAAACGGCAAGCAGAAGAGAUCUUGCACGGCCUGCAGAGUCAUGGGCAACCCUACCUGUGGGUGGUGCGCAAAGAGGGGCGUGCCGAAGAGGUGGAUUCUUGCUUGAGGGAGGCCAAGGCAGACAGCAAGGGGAUGGUUGUGGAGUGGUGUGACCAGCAGAAGGUGCUAUCUCACCCAUCAGUAGGUUGCUUUGUCACUCACUGUGGCUGGAACUCAACAUUGGAGGCCGUAGUGUCUGGUGUGCCGAUGCUGGCUGUGCCAAGUUGGUCAGACCAGCCGAUGAACGCAUACUUGGUAGAGGAGGAGUGGAGGGUGGGUGUUAGGGCGGAGCGCGACGCCGAGGGGGUCCUAACAAGAGAUGAGCUUGCAAGUCGUUUGGAAUUGUUAAUGGGUGGUAGUGAAAGAUCAGGGCAGAUAAGGGCGAAUGCGCAGAGUCUGAAGGAGAGAGCACAGGAGGCAGUAGCUACACAUGGGCCACUGGAAAGAAGCCUUCGGAGCUUUAUUAGUAAGAGCAUGGAAAAUCUAGACCAAUCGAGAAAAUAGGUCAGCUAACAGCAUCUCCAAAUUGAUACAAAUAAGAUAUGGCAUAGUCUUGGCAACAAACAACAAAACUUUUUUUUAGAGAAAAGGUGUCUUGG